Molecule: messenger RNA, 4877 nt
Organism: Chinchilla lanigera (long-tailed chinchilla)
Lineage: Eukaryota; Metazoa; Chordata; Mammalia; Rodentia; Chinchillidae
Gene: Rgs3
Product: regulator of G-protein signaling 3
Exons: 18
Coding region: 157-1965 (602 amino acids)
Biological process (GO): signal transduction
Cellular component (GO): plasma membrane; nucleus
Molecular function (GO): protein binding
Source: RefSeq, a predicted model, not a curated record
CCGGGCCGUUCCAACAGCGCGCUGUGCAGCCCGGCUCCCGCCGGCUCCCGCUUGGAGACGCUGGCGCAGGGGCAGCCAGCCUGCUGCCUCGGUUACCAGCGGAAACACAGCCGCCUCGGGUUGCAGGCGCUCCCGCCCUACCCACAGCCCGGACCCAUGGAGCGCUCUCUGCACCGGGUCUCCCUCGGGAGCCGGCGCGCCUACCGCGACCUGUCCUUUUACCUCACCACUUUUGGUCAGCUGAAGCUAUCCAUCGAUGCCCAGGACCGGAUCCUGCUGCUCCACAUCAUUGAAGGCAAAGGCCUGAUGAGCAAAGAGCCCGGAGUCUGUGAUCCCUAUGUGAAGAUAUCUUUGAUCCCUGAAAGUAAUCGAAUACGCUCUCAGAAGACGCAGACCAUUCCAGGUUGCAGAGACCCAGCUUUCCACGAGCACUUCUUCUUCCCUGUGCAAGAGGAGGAUGAUCAGAAGCGUCUUCUGCUUACUGUGUGGAACAGAGCGAGUAAGACCAGGCAGCGUGCGCUCAUUGGCUGCAUGAGCUUUGGAGUGAGGUCCCUCCUGAUUCCGAACAAGGACAUCAGUGGCUGGUACUACCUUCUGGGAGAGGACAUGGGCUGGACCAAGCACUUGAAGGUGACCAGGAGGCGGCUGCGGCCAAUCAGAGACCCGCUCCUGAGAAUGCCAGGAAGUGGAGACCCUGAGAACGGGGAGAGACUCCAGAUCACCAUCCCGAGGGGUGAGGACGGCUUUGGCUUCACUAUCUGCUGCGACUCUCCGGUCCGAGUCCAGGCUGUGGAUUCUGGGGGCCCAGCAGAGCGAGCUGGCCUGCAGCAGCUGGACACGGUGCUGCAACUGAAUGAGAGGCCGGUGGAGCACUGGAAAUGUGUGGAGCUGGCCCACGAGAUCCGGAGCUGCCCUGGAGAGAUCAUCCUGCUCGUGUGGCGCAUGGUCCCCCAGGUCAAGCCAGGGCCAGACGGUGGGGUCCUGCGGCGGGCCUCCUGCAAGUCGACACAUGACCUCCUUUCACCCCCCAACAAGAGGGAGAAGAACUGUACCCAUGGGGCCCAGGCACGGCCUGAGCAGCGACACAGCUGCCACCUGGUGUGUGACAGCUCGGAUGGGCUGCUGCUUGGUGGCUGGGAGCGCUACACCGAGGUGGGCAAGCGCGGAGGCCAGCACACCCUGCCAGCACUGUCCCGUGCCACCACCCCCACCGACCCCAACUACAUCAUCCUGGCCCCGCUGAACCCUGGGAGCCAGCUGCUGCGGCCUGUGUACCAGGAGGAUACCAUCCCUGAAGAAUCAGGGAGUCCCACAAAAGGGAAGUCCUAUGCAGGCCUGGGGAAGAAGUCGCGGCUGAUGAAGACUGUGCAGACAGUAAAGGGCCGAGGGAACUACCAGGACUGCUCGCUCCUGAGGCCGCACGUCCCGCACUCAAGCUAUGGCACCUACGUCACCCUGGCCCCCAAAGUCUUGGUGUUCCCGGUCUUUGUUCAGCCCUUAGAUCUCUGCAACCCUGCCCGGACCCUCCUGUUGUCAGAAGAGCUGCUGCUGUACGAAGGGAGGAACAGGGCUACCCAGGUGACACUGUUUGCCUACUCGGAUCUGCUGCUCUUCACCAAGGAGGAUGAGCCUGGACGCUGCAACGUCCUGAGGAACCCCCUCUAUCUCCAGAGCGUCAAGCUGCAGGAAGGUUCUUCAGGAGACUUGAAAUUCUGCUUGCUGUAUCUAGCAGAGAAGGCAGAGUGCUUAUUCACUUUGGAGGCACACUCGCAGGAGCAGAAGAAGAGAGUGUGCUGGUGCCUGUCGGAGAACAUCGUGAAGCAGCAACAGCUGGCAGCCUCACCUCCCAAGAGGAAGAAACUCCACCCUUACGGCUCUCUCCAGCAGGAGAUGGGGCCGGCCAACUCCACCAAUGCUACCCAGGAUAGAAGCUUUACCUCAUCAGGACAGACUCUGAUUGGCUGAGUAAGCCCAAGGGCGGGACUCUGCUUCUGGCAACUUAACCCUUUCUGGGGCGUCCCCUACCACACAGUAACCUCACUGCAACUGGACCCGAAGCGGAGGACCAAGAUGGUGGGCCUAGGGUCAUCUUCAGGGAGUGGUCCUGAGAGUGUGUGUGGACUGGCAACAGGAGGAGCAGUGGUGUGAGAGGCCGUGUGGGCAUGUGCAGACUGGCAGCAGGAAGUUCCUGAUGCAGAAGACUCAGAAACUUGUUCCCUCCAAGGAGAAGGAAGCUAAAUGGCAUCUGGACACCCACCUUGGGGGCAGCAGGAGACUGGGAGAGGUCACCCUGAUGGAGAACAAUGCCGUGACCUGGGUUGCCGAAGAUAUCUCCGCCCAUUCACUCAUUCUUCAUCUGGGCACAUUCAUUUGUUCAUCCGUGGAUAUCUGAAGGCAUCUCUUUCGUGGUGGGCUCUGUGCUAGGAGCUUGGGGAUACUUUGGAGAACCAGAUGGACAUGGCUUUUGCUCUCAUCAAGAUUCCAGUCCUAGUAGGGAGUGAGCAUUAAAUAAAUCAACACCAGCACUCACGUGAUCAUACCCUGGGAGAGGUUGUGCAGGAACAGAGCAAAUGCCUUUAGAGGACAUUAUAUCUAGAUUGCUCCAUGUAGGGGUGCAGCUAGGGAAGGACAUAGCUGAGACCUUCGGGCUGGAAAGGAGCAAGCCAGCCAAGGACUUGGGAGAGAGCGUUCCAGGUAGAUGGGACAGCGUGCAAGAGUUCCUGAGAUGGGAAGGAGCGUGGCAUGCUGGAGAAGCCAGGAGAGGCCAGUGUGGCUACAACCCAGUGAGGAGGGAGGAAGGAAGGCCAGGCUGUAUCGGACUCAGGAAGUGAAUGUUUUGUUAAUUUCAUUAUAGAUGAAGUGGGGAUCCAUGGAAGGCCUUUGAGGGAGUGAUACAUGCUCAGGAACAUUUCUACAAGAUCUGAUGGCAGAUAGGAGGGGAUCAAGUAGGCAUGGGACUGUUAGGCAACCCCUCGGUCCAUCACCUAUAGGGUGAUGGCCUUAUCCUGGAGUGGGGCUGGGGUGUUGGGCAUGUGAAUGUCGGACUCUGGGAUGAGAAGAGAUGAUUCCCUUCUCUGUUCUACCAUCUGCCCUCAUCCUCCACCUAGUCUUGCUGCCUUGGUGGUUGUGAGUGAGACCUGGGGCCUCCUUCACAGAGCUGUUUCUGGCCAGGCCUGAGCUAGGGACCAGUGCUGAGUUCCUGGAGAGUCCCUGGAGUUGGGGGUGCUGAGUACUCAACCUGGUUCCUGGGCCUCUGCAAGAGCUACCUGUGCUGCCUCUCCCUGCUGUGCUGGGCUGUCUGACAGAGAGCUGGAACUCAGUGCUCUGACAACUGACUGGGUUUUCUUUCUGUGGGGCUCUUAAGGGUCAGGGACCGGGACUGGGUAUGGCUCAGCAACUCCUGUGGAAAGCAUCUUGCCUCAAGGUGACAGGAAGACCUACCAAGGGCAGGGGCUGAGAGCCCAACCCACUUGCUGCCUGCUGUAGCCUUAGCUAAAACUCGGGGUUGGGCAGUUCUUAUACCUUUUCUAACUGCUAAGACUUAGGAGAAGGGAAGCCCACAGUUACAGAUCUGAGAGACAUGGUUCGUGUACAAAAGGGGUCUACAUGACGGGGUCGUUCGCAUAGGCAAAGAGGCCAGAGAGGCUGGAAAGACGGUUUAGGCCAGAGAAGCCCGUGGUCAUAGACAUGCUCUGUGUUGUGUAAGACCUUAGUGUCUUUAGAGAAGGUUUUUGUAUCCUUGUGAGUUUGCUCAGCUGCUGUGGCCAGCUGAACCCCCCAAAUGGUGCCAUAGGAGAGAAUAUGUUUCUUACCUUCCACGUGGGAAAGAUCAGGCACGUUGGUACAACUGUCUAGCAGGGGAUGGGAUGGCUCCACUGGUGACCAGGCUGAUGCCUCUGCCCAGAAGGAGACAGAUGCUGCCUGGAUAAGGACAAGUGCUUCACAGCAUCUCUGCACACCAGGGCUCGGCCCACAGGGUGAAUUUGAGCAGCUGAGCAGCUGGGUCUGCAGAGACAGCAAGCUGCACUUUGAUUUCAUUUGGUUCUCUUACAAAAUGACAUUAAGGGGAAUGCGAGGCACAGGAGAAUCAUGUGUCUGGGGAGGCAGUGAGCUUGUCUGUCCUGGGCCUGGUGACCUGCUUCUGUCCAGCAGACAGGUUUAGAGCACAGGCACUCUGGCCUCAAAGAAAAGGAGAUUCUGAAUGCAGCAGCCAUCCCUGGGGACAGGACUUUCCUCCCAGCUGGUCCUGACAGUCUGCCGAGUGGACCAUACCCUCUCAUCAAGGUCCCAGGCCGGCCAGCUGGUGGAGAGGUGGACAUGCGCUCCUGCUGGGCCCUGGGCUGGUCUGCCCCACCACUGUGGUGAGCCACAGCACCAUUGCUGCUCUGCCUCGUGAAUCAGUGCAACUUUUAAUUUGGCUCCACUGGCUCGUGAAGAUGAAAUAUGACCUGGUGGCCACUGCUCUGCAGCAUCCGGGGCCAUCCCAGCUGUUCGAGAUGAUGAACAAGCUAUCGCAAUUGUAUCUGAGAGUCAUAAUCACGGGAAACACGGUCAGGCCCCGCCCCACCACAUAAAUCACACGAAGAAGCACACAAUGGCCUUUUUCCUGAUGGGCCAAUUGUCUUGAUUUGGUGUCUCAGGGCCUCGGAGCUGGGAGGGUGGGAGAACAACUAUGUAUUGUCAAAAAGGCCAUCUGUGCAAUUCGAAUACAAAGUGGCUCAUUUAGUUCCCCACACACCCUCUGAUCCUGUUUUCAUGUGUCUUAUGUCUCAGGCUCUGAGCCUCUUGAAACACUUGUCUCUCCUCUGUGCUGUCAUGCCUGAGUCUUUUGGCCUUUCGGCAGUUGGGACAACAUGGACCCUUUGGAAAUAAUGAUA